CGGCGGAAGAGAUGAGGGUGCUGGUGCGGUGCUGCUGCGGACCCCUGCCAGUCGGGGGCGGCGCGGGCCGGAGGCCGAACCCACGCUGGCGAGCGCUGGCCAGGCUGAGCGCGGCCCCUAGCUGGGAGGACGGCCAGGGCGCUCGCGUGCGCGAGAAGCCUCCUUGGAGGGUGCUGUUUUUCGGCACUGAUCAGUUCGCCCGCGAAACGCUGCGGGCGCUGCACGCCGCCAGGGAAAACAAAGAGGAAGAGUUAAUUGAGAAGUUGGAGGUGGUCACAGUGCCCUCCCCAUCACCGAAAGGACUGCCCGUGAAGCAAUAUGCUGUCCAGUCUCAGCUUCCAGUGUAUGAGUGGCCAGAUGUGGGAUCUGGAGAAUACGAUGUUGGUGUGGUAGCAUCAUUUGGCCGACUUUUGAGUGAGGCUCUUAUUCUUAAAUUUCCCUACGGUAUCUUGAAUGUCCAUCCCAGUUGCCUUCCGAGGUGGCGUGGUCCAGCCCCUAUAAUCCACACCAUCCUCCACGGAGACACAGUUGCUGGUGUGACGAUUAUGCAGAUUAAACCUAAAAGGUUUGAUGUAGGCCCAAUCCUCAAACAGGAAACGGUUCCUGUGCCACCCAAGAGCACCUCAAAGGAGUUGGAAGCCGUGCUGUCAAGACUGGGCGCCAACAUGCUUAUUUCAGUUUUGAAAAAUUUGCCUGAAAGUUUGAACAACGGAAGACAGCAGCCAGCCGAGGGGGUGACGCAUGCCCCUAAGAUUUCUGCUGCUACCAGCUGUAUAAAAUGGGAGGAACAAACUUCAAAGCAGAUAUUCAGACUUUAUCGUGCCGUUGGAAAUAUAAUCCCGUUGCAGACACUCUGGAUGGAUAAUACCAUUAAACUUCUGGAUUUGGUAGAAGUUGAUAGUUCAAUCCUCAGUGAUUCAAAAUUAACAGGACAGGCUGUUAUUCCAGGAUUAGUAAUAUACUACAAACCGUCACAAAUACUGCUGGUUUGUUGCAAGGUACACUGUCUUUUAGUUUCACAUUAUUACACUUCUUUUGCUGAGUUUGUAGUUUGUGUUAUUUGUCAUUUUUAGUUGGGUCAUCACUCAACUAUCUGCCUGUCCAUCAGGUUGUGAUGACGUUUUACCAAGGUGUUACUAUUGCUCAGACAAUGAAAAAUGAUUCAGUAACUUUGUUGUUGUUGUUUAGUUGCUAAGUUGUGUCCAACUGUUUUGCAACCCCAUGGACUAGAGCCUGC
Molecule: messenger RNA, 1237 nt
Organism: Odocoileus virginianus texanus
Lineage: Eukaryota; Metazoa; Chordata; Mammalia; Artiodactyla; Cervidae
Source: RefSeq, a predicted model, not a curated record